AUGAAGGUAAUGAGCAUCUUUCUUCUUAGUGCCUUGGCCCUGUUGAGCUUAUCUGGUGCCACUAGAGCUGGCUUGGUGGGAAGAGAGGCUAAAUGUAACACUGAAACGACUGCAUGUACCAAGAUCUAUAAUCCUGUCUGUGGGACUGAUGGAGAAACUUAUUCUAAUGAAUGUGUGUUAUGUGUUCAAAAUAAGAAGCGCCAGAUCCCUAUCCUCAUUCAAAAAUCUGGACCUUGCUGAGAACCAAGGUUCUAAAAUCUCCUGUGGUCCCCACAAUGCCUAGCGGACCUAUCUGUUGAAUAA
Neomonachus schauinslandi (Hawaiian monk seal) is the source of this 303-nucleotide messenger RNA. It is a transcript of the gene SPINK1, whose product is annotated as serine peptidase inhibitor Kazal type 1. The transcript is spliced from 4 exons. NCBI's taxonomy places the organism in Eukaryota, Metazoa, Chordata, Mammalia, Carnivora, Phocidae. The record is from RefSeq and is a predicted model, not a curated record. Gene Ontology annotation, molecular function: serine-type endopeptidase inhibitor activity; protein binding. The coding region runs from base 1 to 240 and encodes 79 amino acids.